Acaromyces ingoldii is the source of this 830-nucleotide messenger RNA. RefSeq lists its product as hypothetical. The transcript is spliced from 3 exons. The coding region runs from base 11 to 586 and encodes 191 amino acids. Gene Ontology annotation, cellular component: mitochondrial large ribosomal subunit. Gene Ontology annotation, molecular function: structural constituent of ribosome. Lineage: Eukaryota; Fungi; Basidiomycota; Exobasidiomycetes; Exobasidiales; Cryptobasidiaceae. The record is from RefSeq and is a predicted model, not a curated record. Gene Ontology annotation, biological process: translation.
AUUCGAAAGCAUGUCGUCGUCGAUUGCCUCGUCUUCCAGGGCCACCAUGGCCGCCUCGUCGAUUGCCUCGUCCUCGAGGGUCAAGCUGGCCUCCUCGUCCCUCGUUCGAUCGACACAGCAGCGAAGAACAUACGCUUCAAGAUCAGCAGCAGAGGCAGUGACCGUCUCUCUGACUUUUCUCAACAAGACGGUCCGCUUCACGCUGCCCGAGCUUCCCACCCCCUUCUCAUCACCACCGUCGCCCCCUUCGCCCCAGCUUGCGCUGGCCGGCGACGAUGUCUACGGGAGCGAGUCGGCCCCGGCAGCACCCGCGACGUCGCUGCUCGAGGACCUCUGGGACGGCGUGCUGCGCGCGGUGCCCAAGUCGAAAGUGAGCCACUCGCGAAAGGCGAUGCGCUCGGCCAACAAGGGCCUCAAGGACCGCACUGACCUCGUCCACUGCGCCUCGUGCGGCCGGCCAAAGCUGGCACACCACAUCUGCGCAGUCUGCUACGGCGAAGUCAGUCGGAUCCAAAAGGCCGUGACAAAGGCACAACGGCAACAGCAGGCCGGUGGUGGUGGCGGGAAUAGCAGUACCUCGGGUUGAUGAUGGAGAGAGAAUAUGAUUGCAAAAUUACAAAAAGAGACCAAAAACUAAUGGAUGGGAAAGUUGCUACACUGAAAUGGUCUUGAAGAGGUGGAAGCCGUCUGCGCUCGUCGUCAUGAGCAUGCCGCUGAUCUGGGGGUGCCAGUGGACCUCCUUGAUCUCGCUGGCGCCGUGGUGGCAGAAGAGGAGCUGGUGCGGCACCUCGCGCCCGCCGGGCCCUUGGUAGGCCUGCAUCUCGCCCUGC